AUGGAUAAGCCCGUGGUGCCGGGGCGCAGCGGCAAGGCAGCUGGCUUUCUCAGAAGCAUGCUUUUGCUGUGCUGCCUGCCUCUUCAGAUCCCAGCCUUGUGGUGGUACCUUUUUCUCUCCGUGGAUGCCCAGGAGGUGGCCACAUUCACAGUGCAAUACAAAGUGUUUGAAGAAGUACCGAAUGGAACGGUAAUUGGGAAGUUAUCGGAGCAUUUUGAUGGGGGUGAGGGAAGUACAGCUGUGGAGACCUUCCAACUGAUGCAGCUCCCAAGGAGGUUCCCACUCUGGGUGGGAAGUGAGGACGGCUUGCUGAGCACUGCCGGCCGGGUGGACAGGGAACAGCUCUGCAGGCAUAUUGAUCCAUGCUUGGUCUCUUUUGAUGUGCUGACGGCCCAAAAUUUGGCCCUGAUCCAUGUGGAGAUUGAAGUUUUAGAUAUCAAUGAUAAUGGGCCUCAAUUUCCAACGCCYGAACUGGAGCUGGAGAUUUCGGAGAGCGCAUCUUUACAGACACGGAUCCCGUUGGACCGAGCCUUGGAUGCGGAUACUGGCCACAAUGCGCUAUGCUCCUACUCGCUGUCUCCCAGUGAACACUUUGCUCUGGAGGUCGUCUCGGACUCUGAUGGAACAAAACAUGCGGAGCUUGUUGUUGUUAAAGAAGUAGACCGAGAGCUGCACUCUUCUUUCGAUCUAAUAUUGAUAGCUGUGGAUCAUGGGGAGCCUCCAAAAUCAGGUACUGCUCUAAUUAAGGUCAUAGUUCUUGACUCCAACGAUAACAGCCCUGUCUUUGCAGAGAGCUCUCUGACAGUAGAGAUUUGGGAAGAUGCUGUGCCUGGGACUCUCCUCAUAACAGUCACAGCCACCGACCCUGACCAGGGUCCCAAUGGAGAAAUAGAGUAUUGCCUCAGCAAACAUGCUCCCCCGGAGGUGCUGAGCACCUUCAGCAUCGAUGCCCGGACGGGCAGCGUUGUCCUGAAGCACCCGCUGGACUAUGAGGAAAUCCACACCUAUGAGCUGGAUGUGCAGGCCAGAGACCUGGGCGCCAACCCCAUCCCAGCGCACUGCAAGAUCCUUGUCAAAGUGCUGGACGUCAACGACAACGCCCCCGAUGUUCACAUCACCUGGGCUGCCCGAGUGCCAGUGCUCUCCGAGGCCCUUCCCAAAGACAGCUUUGUGGCCCUGGUGACUGCUACUGACCCUGAUUCAGGAAACAACGGACAAGUGCAUUGCUCUCUCAGUCAAGGAAAUGARCACUUCAGGCUGAAGAGGACCACCAGCCACAGCUACGUGCUGAUGACCAACGCCACCCUGGACAGGGAGCUCUGUGCUGAAUACAACCUGACCUUGCUGGUGCGAGACCAGGGCAAUCUCUCCUUAGCUGUGCUCAAGUACCUUACUAUUUGCAUCAGUGAUGUUAACGACAAUGCCCCCAAAUUUGAAAAGGGGAUCUACGAUACUGCYAUUGCUGAGAACAGCCGGACACCAUCCUACUUGGUUACCGUCAGUGCCAACGACCCUGACUUAGAUUUCAAUGGAAAAAUCACCUACAGCAUCCAGGACUCCUUUGUUUCAGGACUGCUCUCUAUUGACCCCAGCACUGGGGAUAUUUUUGCCCUUCAGGCUUUUGAUCGUGAGCAAAUGAGCAGCCUGGACUUUGUGGUGACAGCGGAAGACGGYGGCCACCCCCGGCUCAUGUCAAACACCUCGGUGCGGCUGGCCGUGCUGGAYGAGAAUGACAACGCGCCCGUCAUCACAGAGCCGGCGCUGGCGGGAGGCGCCGCCGUGAUCUCCGUGCUCGUCAGCCUGCAGACCGGGUGCUUCUGCACCGCGCCCGGCAACUGGAGCGCCCCGGGGGCCGCGCCGGCCAACGAGACGCGCGUGUCCUGCUCCGACGCGCCCUUGCUCUUCACCGUCGCGGCCAGCGACCCGGACUCUGGCCGCAACGGGGCCCUCAGCUUUGCCAUCGUGGCGGGGAACGAUGCCAGGCUCUUUGUCCUGGAUCCGCUCUCGGGGCAGGUCUUCCUCAACUCCAGCAACGCCAGUAGCCUGGCGGGCAGUGAGAGGGAGCUGGCRAUACGGGUGAGUGACGGAGGAGACGUGCCCCUGCACGCCCAGGCCCRCGUGCGGCUGCUUUUCACAAGUCAYGGUGCUCUCUCCAAAACAUCGGCCCAGGAGUCGCAGCAGCUGAGCCUGCCCGUGGUCACUGUCAUCUGCCUGGCCGCUCUCUUGGGCAUGUUCCUUCUUGUCCUGGUUUUAAUCGUGUCUUUGUGCAAAAGGGAGAAGAAGGACAGCAUGGCCUACAACUGCAGGGAGGCGGAGGAUGCCUACAGGCAGCAGCAGCUCAAGAAGCCGCACAGGCAGAUCCAGAAAACAGACAUACACCUAGUCCCGGUGCUGAGGAGCAGGCCGGACGGGCCCAGGGAGGCCGAGCCCCCGCGGCCCUGCAAGGAGGCUCUGCCGAGUGAGGGUGCCGAGUGUGACAGUGCCUUGCAGGCUCCCUUCCACCUGACGCCCACUCUCUACCGGACCCUGAGAAACCAGAGGAACCAGAGAGACUCGGAGGAGCAGCAGGAGGCUUUUAACCUCACCCUCAUGCAGCGCCGGCCCUGCCAGCCCCACAGGAUGAAAAAUUCAGCCAAAGAGCCCGCAAGCCCCCCAGAGGCGCUGCCUCAUUCGCCCGGCGAGGCCCAGCCCCACCAGCACAUCCUCAGGAGCCUAGUGCGGCUCUCGCUGGUGGCGCUUGCCGAGCAGAGCCCCACAGGAGAAUUCGCCAUGGAGUCACCCCCGGUCCAGCAAAUCUCUCAGCUGCUGUCUCUGCUGCACCAGGGCCAGUUCCAGCCCAAAACAAAUCACAGGGGAAACAAAUACACAGCCAAGAAUGGCAGCAGGGCCAUGGGUCUGGAUACCGACUGCCAGAGUACGAAGGACAGUGGCCAUGGAGAGAGCGAGGCAGAAGACCGUGACUCAGAGAACGGCUUUGAUCUUUCUGUGCAGCAGCUGGUGGGAGAAGAACUGGAGACCCUUCUGGAGCCGCAAGCGGAGCUGGCCCUCAAGAGGCUGACGGCUGUAGACCCCGAGUGGGUGGCUCGGCUCUCCUUGCCCCUCGCCAGCAGUUACAAGGACAACGUCUUCUCCCCUGAUUCUCUGCAUUCACCUCAGGACCAGGAAGCUGCAAGGCAGGAGAAACCAAGGACCUUUGAGACAUUUGGCAAAGUUACUGAGUCUGACUCGAGCGCCGCUGGGACCAGACUGGCCAGCACUUUCCUUUCAGAAAUGAGCACCCUCUUUGAAAUGAUUUUAUCCCAGAAGGUCCAAGUCCACAACAAGACGGGCUCCGGGCUCCUGCGGCAGUUGUCAGCACGUGGGAAGAACCUCGGACUGGAUGAGGGCGCUCCGGUUCUGUAGGCAGCUUG
This is a messenger RNA of Nothoprocta perdicaria, 3410 nucleotides long. RefSeq names its product protocadherin 12 (gene PCDH12). The record is from RefSeq and is a predicted model, not a curated record. The coding region runs from base 1 to 3402 and encodes 1133 amino acids. Lineage: Eukaryota; Metazoa; Chordata; Aves; Tinamiformes; Tinamidae. Gene Ontology annotation, molecular function: calcium ion binding. Gene Ontology annotation, cellular component: plasma membrane. Gene Ontology annotation, biological process: homophilic cell-cell adhesion. The transcript has 5 exons.